GUGACUGCGAACUUAGAGCAUCAGUCAUCUCCAGCCAUUUGCGUUGUAAACGUCAAAUUUGAAAAUCGAAUUAAUUUAUUUUAAAAAUGAAUUUCUCCAAAAUUCUUUUCGCGAUCUUCGCUUGUUUCAUGGCGUUCGCCGCCGUGUCAGCUGCUCCUGAACCAAGAUGGAACCCGUUUAAGAAACUUGAGCGAGUUGGCCAGAACAUCCGAGACGGCAUCGUGAAGGCACAACCAGCUAUCCAAGUAGUGGGAGAAGCGGCUACCAUAUACAGAGGUGGUAAAUAAUUUACCACAUAGCAAACAUCGUCUAGUUUAAAAAUCGAAUAGGGACAUCACUUUUUUUCUGACAAAAUAAAACACUGUGUAAUUUUUAAAAUGUAAACUGGUUUAAGUAUGGAAUUGAUAUUGUGGAUAAUGGCAACUUACAUUUUCCGAGGCUACACAAAAACCCGUUAAAGAGGCUUAAUGAAAUUAUGAUAAUAUCAUUGUUAAAUUUUAUUGUAUGUUCAAAAUAAAAAAAAAAUAUUUUAUAAUAAAGCUGCCAUAUAAAGAAUCUGUAAAUAGUAUUAUAAGUUUAAUAAAUAAAUAAUUUAAGUUAAAACUGAA
Molecule: messenger RNA, 608 nt
Organism: Ostrinia furnacalis (Asian corn borer)
Lineage: Eukaryota; Metazoa; Arthropoda; Insecta; Lepidoptera; Crambidae
Product: cecropin
Exons: 2
Coding region: 87-287 (66 amino acids)
Biological process (GO): antibacterial humoral response
Cellular component (GO): extracellular region
Source: RefSeq, a predicted model, not a curated record